AUGGCCACGCAACCGGCGGUGCCCAUCAUCGUGGGCGUGGGCGACUUGCGCAACAAGUCGUUCAAGGUGGAAGACGCCGUUGAGCCGGCGCAGCUCAUGGUCAACGCUGUUCGGCGCGCCGUUAAUGACAGCGGACUGGACCAAGCCGCCCAGAAGUCUCUGCUGUCGCAGGUUGACAGCCUGAGAGUAGUGCCAACCUGGACGUGGGCAUACAAUGACUUGCCCGGCGUCAUUUCCCAUCGACUAGGCAUAAAGCCGACUCGUCGAGUCCUGGGCGAGCACGGCGGCAACCAACCGGCCUUGCAAUGCGACGAAGCCGCCCGAGACAUUGCCGCCAGAAGGAGCAUCGUUUCAGUAUUGACGGGAGGAGAGGCGCUGGCAUCUCGCAAGUCUUGCCCAUCUCUGCCGCAACAACGAGGGAGUCGCUGGCUCGAGCCUGAUCCCAAUGGAAAACAGCUCGCAUCUCUGGACCUUUCCAUCCUCAAAGAAAGCUCCGGCACCUUGCACUCCAUGGGCCUUCCCAUCCAUGUAUACCCUCUAUACGAAAAUGGCCGCCGUGCCCACCGGAGACUGUCCGCGACAGAAAAUUCCAUCGAGUCUGCUCAAAUGUAUGCCGAGUUUGACAGAAUCGGGUCCGAGAAUGAGUAUUCCUGGAACUACCAGCAGCCUCCAAAGACAGCUGAGCAAAUCGGACUCGUGUCCAAGAAGAACAGGAUGAUUUGUGAUCCGUAUCCCCUGUUGAUGAAUGCCUUUAACGGCGUCAACUUGUCGGCAGCCUGCAUCCUUACAUCGACAGAAAACGCAAAGCAGCUUGGUAUUCCCCAAGACAAGUGGAUUUAUGUUUUGGGCGGUGCGGGCACGCACGAAAAGGACAAUUUUUGGGAACGGCGGCAUCUGCAUCACAGUGAAGCCAUUGCAAAGUCAAUCGAUGCCGCGUUGGAUGUUUCGGGCCUCUCGACGGGCGACAUUGACUGCUACGACUUCUACUCGUGUUUUCCGAUCGUGCCCAAGCUUGCCUGCGAUCACGUUGGCUUGUCUACUACAUCAUGGCAAAAGCCCAUCACGCUCCUAGGGGGCUUAACCUCAUUCGGAGGCGCCGGAAACAACUACUCCAUGCACGCCAUCACCGCCAUGGCCCGGGAACUACGGGCCAAGAGGCACAACACUGGUCUCAUUCUAGCCAACGGCGGCAUGCUCACGCACCAGCAUGCUCUGUGCUUGUCGGCCCGGCCUAGGGGAGACGGACGAGCCUACCCGACGAGUAAUCCGUUGCCAGAAAUCGUCGAUGGAUACAGUCCGCGGUUUGCCGAAGCAGCAGAUGGCACGGCAACGAUUGAGACUUAUACCAUCGAGUACAACCGAGAUGGGACGCCGGGCGUAGGCCUCAUUGUUGGCAGACUACGAGGGACAGGCCAGCGAUUCCUCGCCAACCACGGCGACGACCAAACUCUGUCUCGGCUGGCGACUACCGCCACAGAGCAUAUUGGAAAGACUGGAAGGGUAAGAACAGGAGACGACGGCCGGAACUUGUUCUUUCUCGACGCAAUGACGAAGCUGUAG
Messenger RNA from Metarhizium acridum CQMa 102, 1560 nucleotides. NCBI's taxonomy places the organism in Eukaryota, Fungi, Ascomycota, Sordariomycetes, Hypocreales, Clavicipitaceae. The record is from RefSeq and is a predicted model, not a curated record.